GAGUCAGAACCUAUGAAUAGGGUCAAAGUUUCACUUCUUAUUUUGCUUGUCACAAACUGGUUGAGGUCUUCUGAGUGGCAGGAACAGCUAUUUCUCAUACUUUCCUUGCAUUGGUUUUGUUUGUGCCGUAAAACAAAUUCAGCUCUGAAUAGAAAAUAGAGGACUUUGUUGAAGUACCAAAGUUAAUUUGAUAAACUGAGACCCUGCGUUGUAAAGAGACAUGGAGGCUGUUUUAGGACUGUUGGUGAUCUCAGCAGGAGUAUCUCAUGGCUUGGAAACUUCCUGUGAUGUUAGACAGAAUGGAUCUCAGUGUUAUGGAGCUCUGGGAGGAACUGUCUAUCUCCAGCUGACUGAUACCAUGGCAUAUAAUUACUACUCAUUUUAUAAAGGCUCAACUGGUGCUAUGACAGAGAUACUGAAAAUUAAGAGAACAGUUCUAAUAAGAGAGACUCCCAUUAUAGACAGAGUACACUUCUUUAUAAACAAUGGGACAUUUAGGUUAAAUAACACACGAAGGAAUGAUUCUGGUGAAUACCUGUUCGAAAAAUACGAUUCAGAAGGGAAAUCAUCAGGGAUCAGAGGACUACAAUUGUUCAUCGAAGCUCCAGUGUCCAGUCCUCAGCUGUCCUCUGAGUGUCUGUCUCAUGGAGAGAUGAAGGUGUCCUGCUCCUCUGAGGGGGAUGGUCCCCAGUACAGCUGGACUCUGGAUGGACAGACGCUGAACGACACUGAUGCCCCUCCUGAUAAUAAGACAAACACCAUCACUCUGAAGAAAGGCCUGUCAGGAGAUCUCACCUGUACCGUCAGAAACAACAUCAACCGUAAUACUGUCAGCAGGAGAAUCUCACACUGUCCAGAUGAUGGUGAGUAAGCAGAGUGUUUGCAGUCUCUCAGGUUGAUCACGGUGGGACUCUAAGAGGGGUGUUGAUGUCAUGAAAGUUGCCAUGGAGACCACGACUAAUGAUGAUGUUAUACUGCUUAUUGCUGUUUUACUCUUAAUCAAGCUCAAACUCAAAGCACAGUCACAUAUUUAGUUCUUUUGACAUACGUCUUCAUAGUUUCAUAAUGUUCCUUCAGACCUGCACUUAACAAAGUAAUAAUGAAUGAUCUAUGCGAUGGUAUUUAUUUAAUGGAUUUUAACUCUUGAAUUGUAGUGUUUUUGCGGUUUUUCAUUUGUACAUACAGUUUUUUAUAAACCAAUGAAAAUGCUAUUGUGUUUUUGAAAAAUAAAUUUUCUUUCGUAUUCGAAUGUGACCUAAGGCCUUCACAAACAUAUUUUUAUUUUGCGAUAGCAAAUAUGUAGAGUUCAAAAGGUACCUGCACUCAAAACUAUGAAAAGGAAUGCAAAAAUAAUGCACUUAAUUUAAUCAAUGCUCAAAAGAAUACAAAAAGGUUAUUGAAAACAAAAACAGAGGAUGCAUUUUGACCACAUGUUUUUAUUAGUGCUGGGGAACUGUAACAGACACUUCCAUUCUUACUGUAACUUCAUCAUGUUUUGAUUUGAUGUGGUAUUUGUGCGAUUUUGAAUGCAUUGAAAUAAAAUCAAGCUACUUACUAUUCUGGACCUUCAGAAUGGCACCAAAGGAGAUGACUGUCGUUUUACGAUCCCAUAACCAAUUGUGCUAUUAUGUAUGUUUUUUUUCGCAUUAUUUUGAACAUAAUGUUUCUGCCAUUGUGUCUUAUGACCGAAAAAAGCUUCUAGAUGUCAGAACAGCGAUUUCUCACCCCAUGCUGGAGGAAUACUUUAUCUUCAACGAGAAGGACGGGAUGGAUGUAUUUCAGACGCCUUACAAGACCCUCAUCCCCAUCAUUCACAGGAGAAAGAGACAGGGGUAUUGGGGACGAAGGUCUGGGUGCCUUGUAAGGAGGGUAGUCUACCUUUACCAUCGGUCCUAUUAGCCAACAUACAAUCAAUCGAUAAUAAAAUAGACAAACUGCGAUCAUGUAUAUCCACCAACCGGACUGUCACGAUGUAUAAUGAUAGGAGACAGGUGCAGGAAUACGAAAUAGGGUUUUUCUAUUUCUCCAACCAAAAUAGCGUACGUCAUGAACAUGAUGAGGACGAAGCCCAAAACAAACAUUUACAUAUAUAACACAGGGCUGUAACCCAAACAAAGAGUGAGGUGUAACCCUCUAAUAAAUACACUGGACGAGACCUGUAAUAACAAUACACAGGAAGAGACCUGUAAUAACAAGUGCACACUAACACGGUAACACGCAAGCCGAUACAAGAGAGCACAGGUACUCUCAAGACCAACGGACAUGGAACAAUAAUCAGCAAGGACAAUGGGGAACAGAGGGCACAUAUAUACACAUACUAAUCAGGGAGAAUGUGCGUAAUGAGACAAGACAGUCCUGGGUUUCGGGUAAUCAUCCAGUUCAGUGAUGCCUAGAAGGUGGGUGACGUAGACCUCCGGAGCUGGUGAACGGAAUGAGCAGCAUUACCGGGGGAAUCCGUGACAGGGACAUAAAAAAAUGUAAUAUCUUAUGUUUCAUCCGAGUCGUGGGUGAACGACGACAUGAAUAACAUACAGCUUUCAAGCUUUUUCGAUAGGAUAGAACAGCGACCUCUGGUAAGACAAGGGGUGGCGGUCUAUGCAUAUUUGUAAACAACAGCUGGUGCACGAAAUCUAAGGAAAUCUGGAGGUCUUGCUCUCCUGAGGUAGAGUAUCUCAUCAUAAGCUGUAGACCACACUAUUUACCAAGAGAGUUUUCAUAUGUAUUUUUCGUAGCUGUCUAUAUACCAUCACAAACCGAAGCUGGCACUAAAACCGCACUCAACGAGCUGUAUACGGCCAUAAGCAAACAGGAAAAUGCUCAUCCAGAGGCGGUGCUCCUAGUGGCCGGGGACAUUAAUGCAGGGAAACUCAAAUCCGUAUGGUCUCAUUUCUACCAGUAUGUUAAAUGUGCAACCAGAUGGAAAACAACUCUACACCACAUUUACUCCAAACACAGGGACACGUACAAAGCUCUCCCUCGCCCUCCAUUUGGCAAAUCUGACCUUAAUUCUAUCCUCCUGAUUCCUGCUUACAAGCAAAAACAAAAGCAGGAAGCAUCAGUGACUCGUUCAAUUAGAAAGUGUUCAGAUGAAGCAGAUUCUAAACUACAGGACUGUUUUGCGAGCACAGACUGGAAUAUGUUCCGGGAUUCUUCCGAUGACAUUGAGGAGUAGACCACAUCAGUCACUGGCUUCAUCAAUAAGUGCAUCGAUGACGUCGUCCCCACAGUGACUGUACGUACAUACCCCAACCAGAAGCCAUGGAAUACAGGCAACAUCCACACUGAGCUAAAGGGUAGAACUGCUGCUUUCAAGGAGCGGGACUCUAACCCGGAAGCUUUUAAAAAAUCUCGCUAUGCCCUCCGACAAACCAUCAAAAUGGCAAAGCGUCAAUACAGGGCUAAGAUUGGAUCGUACUGCACUGACUCUGGUGCUCGCAGGAUGUGGCAGGGCUCGCAAACUAAUACAGACUACAAAGGGAAGCACAGCCGUGAGCUGCCCAGUGACACGAGCCUACCAGACGAUCUAUAAUAUUUAUAUGCUUGCUUCGAGGAAAGUAACAUUGAAGAAUGCAUGAGAGCAUCAGCUGUUCCGUAGGACUGGCUCAAACGCAUUAAGAAAGAAAGAAACUCCACAAAUUAACUUUUAACAAGGCACAUUUGUUAAUUGGGAAAGGGGUACCGCUAGUGCCCGGCCUCGACAACAUCCGGUGAAAUUGCAGAGCGCGAAAGUCAAAAUACAAAAGUAGUAAUACUAAAAAUGAAUGAAAACACUGGAGUUUUAAACACCAUUAUUUAGCUUUGAAUCUUGGUAAUCGAACCACUUUGUCCGAUUUACAAAAGGCUUUAUGGCAAAAGCAUAGCAUUUGAUCGUCUGAGGACAGCGCCUCACUCAGUUCCUGCAUUAACAUAAAUUCAUAACCUGCACAGGUGUCACAAAACUCAAAAACAGCGAUAAAAUAAAUCACUUACCUUUGAAGAUCUUCAUCUUUUUGCAAUCCAAAGGGUCCCAGUUACACAAUAAUGGUCUCUUUGUUCAAUAAAGUCCUUCUUUAUUUCCAUUUAUUUGGCGCGUUUGAUUCAGAAAUACACCUGUUCCAACUCGCCCAUGCCUACAAAGGAAUCUAAAAAGUUACCGGUAAACUUUGUCCAAACAAUUCAAACAAUGUUUCUAAUCCAACUUCAGGUACCCUAAUAUGUAAAUAAUCGAUCGAAAUUCACCCAAUUUAUUGUGGGAAGCUUGUGGAAUGCUACCCGAGAUGUUUGACCCAAGUUAAACCAUUUAAAGGCAAUGCUACCAAAUACUAAUUGAGUGUAUGUAAACUUCUGACCCACUGAGAAUGUGAUGAAAGAAAUAAAAGCUGAAAUAAAUCAUUCUCUCUACUAUUAUUCGGACAUUUCACAUUCUUAAAAUGAAGUGGUGAUCCUAACUGACCUAAAACAGGGAUUUUUUUACUAGGAUUAAAUGUCAAGAAUUGUGAAAAACUGAGUUUAAAUGUAUUUGGCUAAGGUGUAUGUAAACUGGGUAUCUACAAGGCCAUGAAUAGGCAGCGCUGUGGAUUGGCAUUUCCCUGAUAACUGUAUUGAAGACACAUUUUAAAUGAAGAAGUUAGACAUAACAUUUGUGUCAUUGCUAAUUAUUUUCUCACAGGGAGUAGUUAUUUUAGAUUAGCUGAAUGUUUACUGAGGUUUGUACUUAAAUAGGACAACCCAUAUGUAUGAGAGCUGUUUUGGUAUCUUCCCUGUAUAAAGGGGGUGGGCACAAGGGGCGGUCGGCCGAGGAGAGAGCCAGAGACCGUCUGGGAGUCGAUGGAGCAGUUUGAGGAGGGAUAUCGGAGGGAGAUGUUGGUUAAGAGUAUUCUGCAGUGCAGGCGUCCUGAAGAGCGUGUCAUCAGUCCGGUGAAACCUGUGCCGGCUCCACGCACCAGGCCUCCAGUGCGCGUUCCCAGCUUGGUACAUCCUGUGUCGGCUCCCUGCACUCGCCCUGAGAAAUGUGUCAUCAGUCCGGUGAAACCUGUGCCAGCACCACACGCCAGGCCUCCAGUUCGCCUUCCCAGCCCGGUACGUCCUGUGCCAGCUCCCCGCACUCGCCCUGAAGAGCGUGUCACCACUCCAUUGCAACCUGUGCCGGCUCCAUGCACCAGGCCUACAGUGCGCCUUCCCAGCCUGGUGGGUCCUGUGCCAUCUCCCCGCACCAGGCCGCCAGUGCGCUUCCCAAGCCCAGUAUGUCUGGUGCCGGCUCCCCACACCAGGCCUCCAGUGCGCCUCCACAGCCCGGUACGUCCAGUGCCGGCUCCCCGCACUCGUCCACCAGUGCGUGUGUACAGUCCGGAGUCUCCAGCGAUGGUCUACGGUCCGGAGCCUCCACAGACGGUCCACGGUCCGGAGACUCCAGUGAAGGUCUACAGCCCGGAACCUCCAGCAACGGUUCACAGUCCAGAGAUUCCAGCAACGGUUCACAGUCCAGAGCUUCCAGCGACUGUUCACAGUCCAGAGCAUCCAGCGACGGUUCACGGUCCACAGCUUCCAGUGACGGUCCACGGUCCACUGCUUCCAGUGACGGUCCACGGCCCGGAGCUUCCUGCGUCGGUGCCAUGGCCGGAGCCUUCCACUGUGCCGGUGCCCAGUCCGGCCACGGCAUCCAGUCCCGCUCCAUGGCCGGAGCCUUCCUCUGCGCCGGUGCUCAGUUCGGGCACGGCGUCCAGUCCCGCUUCAUGGCCGGAGCCUUCCUCUGUGCCGGUGCUCAGUUCGGGCACGGCGUCCAGUUCGGGCACGGCGUCCAGUCCCGCUCCAUGGCCGAGAUUCCAGCAACGGUUCACAGUCCAGAGCUUCCAGCGACUGUUCACAGUCCAGAGCAUCCAGCGACGGUUCACGGUCCACAGCUUCCAGUGACGGUCCACGGUCCACUGCUUCCAGUGACGGUCCACGGCCCGGAGCUUCCUGCGUCGGUGCCAUGGCCGGAGCCUUCCACUGUGCCGGUGCCCAGUCCGGCCACGGCAUCCAGUCCCGCUCCAUGGCCGGAGCCUUCCUCUGCGCCGGUGCUCAGUUCGGGCACGGCGUCCAGUCCCGCUUCAUGGCCGGAGCCUUCCUCUGUGCCGGUGCUCAGUUCGGGCACGGCGUCCAGUCCCGCUCCAUGGCCGCAGCCUUCCUCUGCGCCGGUGCUCAGUUCGGGCACGGCGUCCAGUCCCGCUCCAUGGCCGGAGCAUUCCUCUGCGCCGGUGCUCAGUUCGGGCACGGCGUCCAGUCCCGCACCAUGGCCGGAGCCUUCCUCUGCGCCGGUGCUCAGUUCGGGCACGGCGUUCAGUCCCGCUCCAUGGCCAGAGCCUUCCUCUGCGCCGGUGCUCAGUUCGAGCACCCGCUCCAUGGCCGGAGACUUCCUCUGCGCCGGUGCGCAGUGUUUCCCUGACACCAACUUAGUCAGUGCUCAACUGCUAGAUGAACUUAAUGCACUCCUCCAAGGAGGAACAACCAUCCCUGGUGCAAGAAAGGUUGAGCAACACUGUUACACCACUCAGGUCAUGUGUUCACUCCGUGGUGGAAAAAGUACCAAAUUGUCACACUUGACACCAGUGUCCUGUCCUCAGCUGUCCUCUGAGUGUCUGUCCCAAGUAGAGAUGAGGGUGUCCUGCUCCUCUGAGGGUGACAGUCCCCAGUACAGCUGGACUCUGGACACAGGCAGUAGCUGUUAA
Messenger RNA from Oncorhynchus kisutch (coho salmon), 6686 nucleotides. RefSeq names its product flocculation protein FLO11. Lineage: Eukaryota; Metazoa; Chordata; Actinopteri; Salmoniformes; Salmonidae. The transcript is spliced from 5 exons. The record is from RefSeq and is a predicted model, not a curated record. Bases 5133 to 6686 code for a protein of 517 amino acids.